AUGGGAAACUCAAAUGGAUAACAAAGUUUGUUAGUUUUAGAUCAAAAUUAUGCAUAUUAGACUCUAAAAACUCAUCCUGUGUUUGGAGAGAUUAAGCUCUAUAAACAUAGUGAAACAGGUAGAAAAAUUGCUAUAAUCAAUAAACAAAUAUUUGAGUCAGAGCAACACAAUAUGAAAUAGGAAACCUAUCUAAAGAGAAAAUCGUAUGACAAUAUAAACCUACUGAAGGUUUUAGGAUUUUAGAAACUAAUUGCAAAUGAUUUAUGUUCUCAAAUUAGAUACUUGUCCAUCCAGGUUGAAUAUUAUGAGAACACUAUCACUUAAUUUAAAGAAAAGUUUACAGAAAAGGAACUAUAUUAUUUGAUAUUCUCAUUGUGUGAUGCUAUGGAUUAUUGCAAACAAAAUAAUAAUGAAAUAACAGACUUACAUCCAUCAAAAAUAUUAGUUACAGACGAUGGAUUUGUUAAAUUAGUAGACAACAUCGUAGCUUUAGAGGCAAUAUCUAAUUUUCAUUAGGUUAAAUAUAAUGAUCGCCAAGUUGAAUAUUUAGCACCAGAGUAAUUGGAAUUAUUUUCUGGAUUAAAAAAUAAGAUUAAUUAAGAAAAGGCUAACAUUUUUUGUUUAGGUUUGUUAUUAUCUUAAUUAAUCACAAAAUAACCUGUUAGUGAUUAUUACCUAGAGGAAUUUGUCAAUUUAAAUUUGUUGUUUAAAAGACUGGAUUAAAAAUUUGCUUAGUAUUCAUAUUCGAGUAGUCUUUAUGCUCUACUAAAAGAGAUGUUAGCCCAUGAUCCAGAAGAAAGAUUGUCAACUAAAUAAGUGUUGGCAAAGAAAUAAUAUCACCACUUUGUUAGCAAUUUAGAUGGCGAUUCUGUUGAUUUUGCAGAGCAUCACCAUCCUGAUUCCAUAUUAUAAUCUCCAAACUCAUAUUACUAAGAAGAAUAGUAAGUAUCCUAUCAUAGAAAAAAAGAAUCUAUUCUUUCGGUAAAAGCUACUAAUGAGGAAUUUCAAAUUGCAGAUUAAUCAUUACAAAAGAGGAUUGACUAAGCCUUAGCUGAAUCCAAUAAAUUAUUAGAUUAACUUAGCGUGUCAUCACCAGUCACUAAAUUUUAAAGUAGAGCAACCAUAAAUGGAAUUUAUGACUCAGUCCAAAACCCAUUAGUAUAAUUAACUGAAUCAAGAAUAAAAAGAUUAAUUGAGAACUCAGAGGAAGUAAUAGAAAAAUCAUUAAUAUAAUCAAAAACAUGUAUGUGA
This is a messenger RNA of Paramecium tetraurelia, 1251 nucleotides long. RefSeq lists its product as uncharacterized. The transcript has a single exon. The record is from RefSeq and is a predicted model, not a curated record. Gene Ontology annotation, molecular function: protein kinase activity; ATP binding. NCBI's taxonomy places the organism in Eukaryota, Ciliophora, Oligohymenophorea, Peniculida, Parameciidae. Gene Ontology annotation, biological process: protein phosphorylation.